AUGGACACCAUGUCCCCACCAUUGAUCACAGUGGAGGACACCAGCGGCCCAGACCAGGAAGUUAUGGGGAUUGCUCAUGACGACCACCUGGGGAGCCUUAAGGCUCUGACAGAGAAACUGAGGCUAGAGACGCGUCGGCCAUCUUACCUGGCCUGGAGGGCCCAGGUGGAGGCCCAGGGAUCGAGGCGGCUGAGAGCGCAGGAGCAGCAGGUGGAGGAUAACCAGCAGGAGGCGCUGGAUUCUCUCAGAGAUGGUGGACCAGAGGGAAUCAGCUUGGCCCAGGAAGACAGCCUGCCUUCAGCAAGUCUGAAAGGAUUUGGGAACAUCGACGAGGCCCUCGUCUGGCUCAGGAAAGAGUUGACGGAGAUGCGCCUGCAGGAUCAGCAGCUGGCCCGGCAGCUGAUGCGGCUGCGCAGCGACAUCAUCAAGCUGAAGAUCGAGCAGACCUGCCACCUCCACCGCACCAUGCUCAACGACGCCACCUACGGGCUGGAGGAGCGGGACGAACUGUCCGACCUGCUGUGCGACUUCCCCGUCACGCCCGGAUUCGGGCUGUCCGCCCCGCUCAAGCUCAUCGGGGUCACCAAGAUGAACAUCAACUCCCGCCGUUUCUCCCUCUGCUAG
Molecule: messenger RNA, 624 nt
Organism: Megalops cyprinoides (Indo-Pacific tarpon)
Lineage: Eukaryota; Metazoa; Chordata; Actinopteri; Elopiformes; Megalopidae
Gene: fam167ab
Product: family with sequence similarity 167 member Ab
Exons: 2
Coding region: 1-624 (207 amino acids)
Source: RefSeq, a predicted model, not a curated record